This is a messenger RNA of Rhizophagus irregularis DAOM 181602=DAOM 197198, 363 nucleotides long. The record is from RefSeq and is a predicted model, not a curated record. NCBI's taxonomy places the organism in Eukaryota, Fungi, Glomeromycota, Glomeromycetes, Glomerales, Glomeraceae.
AUAGUAAAAAUAACUGCCGCAGUAAUAACAAUGUCUAAUUACUCUAAUAGCACUGAACUUACAAUUACUGAUAAUUCAAAUGAAUGGAUUAAUUUAAUUGAAGAAUCUAUUGCGAAAAAACAAAUUAAAUAUUAUGAUUAUAAUCAUUUUAAUAAUAUACAAGAAAUUGGUUUUGGAAAUUUUGGAAAAGUUUAUCGAACAAAUUGGAAAAGUUAUCAUGGUCAUUUAGCAUUGAAAUCUUUUUUUAAUUUUAAUGCCAUGGCCAAAGAAAUUGUUAACGAACUUAAACUUCAGCGUGAAAUUGAUUUUCAUGAAAAUAUAAUUCGAUUUUAUGGCAUUACAACAGGUAUUAUAAAUAUUUAA